This is a messenger RNA of Lucilia sericata (common green bottle fly), 1093 nucleotides long. RefSeq lists its product as uncharacterized. The record is from RefSeq and is a predicted model, not a curated record. Lineage: Eukaryota; Metazoa; Arthropoda; Insecta; Diptera; Calliphoridae. The coding region runs from base 106 to 969 and encodes 287 amino acids. The transcript is spliced from 2 exons.
ACAAGUCGGACUAUUUAAAUGCUGAUUUCAAUCAGUUCUAUAGACUUUGAUUCUUGAAAGUUUAAUACACAACACGGUCCGCAGCAAUAUUUUUCAUAUUAAAUCAUGGAGCACUAUUGGAUACAAUCAUCAUCGGCAGACGAUUUGCCAGAUUUUGCUAUUGAAGGUGGUUAUGAUUGUGAUGGGACCCCUAUCUAUGUAGGACGCGCCAAGCAUGAAGGUGAUAUUUUACCAGCCAAAGUAAUACCGAGCAAAGGUUGUGCCUAUGUGUCAUGGGGUGGACAGGAAAUUCCCAAAAACUAUUAUGAAGUUCUUGUUGGUCCUGGUUAUGGCUGGUGUCCCUGUGAAAAUGGAGCUGUACCCUACAAUGCAGUAUCUAGUGGAGUUACAUCUAGCGGUGAGACAUUAUAUAUUGGCCGUGGUCAGCAUGCCCACAGCUUAAGUGUAGGUAAAGUACAUCCAUCGCAUAGUUGUUUGUAUAUACCAUUUGGAGGGCAGGAAACUAGUCUAAGCUCUUAUGAAGUAUUAGUAUGUGAGAACAAUGACAAAUGGAUAUCCUCACAAUUGGAUCAUACUCCUCACGAUGCUGUAGUAGCUGGCUACGACUCUGACGGCACAGCCAUCUUUGUAGGAAGAUCCUGGCAUGAAGGUCAAUUUAUACCGACGAAAGUUGUCACUAGCAGAGGUGAAGCCUAUAUUUGCUAUGAUGGUUCAGAAAUCAGAAAAAGUGAAAUUGAAAUUUUGUGUGGCUACAAUUAUAAUUGGAUUAAUACUGAUUCCCAAAAUAUUCCAAACAAUGCUGUUUUUACAGGCCGAUUUGAAGAUGGGGAACCUUUGUUUGUAGGUCGAACUCACCAUUGCGGCAGCUUGACUCCAGGUUUAGUUUCACCUGGGGAUCAUUGCAUAUUUAUACCCUACGGCGGCCAGGAAAUACGCAAACAUGUGUUUGAUAUCCUAGUAAGACAAUAAGCAAAUAAUAUUGCAUAUCUUAAUGUACAUGAUAUUAUAAGUAUGUGUGUAAUUACAUAUAUUUAAUUUUAGAGGUUAUAAUUACAAAUACAAUCUACAAACAUAAAAUUUCGAAUAUUUAUUA